GGUUUGUAGAGAAUGGAAUGGGUGGGGAGGGAGUUUUGUAGAGGGGUUGGUGGUGCUAUGGGAGACAUGUUAUCUAGCGCAGGCAGUGCAGGAAGUCACACCGGUGUCCUCAGUGCAUACAAAUCAGAACACAGGAACAUACCAGCUCUCAGCACGUGUGCAUCAGACAUGUAUGAUUUUCCACCUGUAAAACCCAAGUUUGUGUCUCCGGACGGUAGUCGCCAUUUUGGCUCCACGGUCGCACGUAAUGGAUACGAAGCCCAGCUUCGGUCUGUGCGAGUGGCGGUGCUCUCCCUCCUGCUGUACCCCUCUGUACUGAACCCUGCUGGACUUGGGAGGGCCUGAGCCCGCCGCGGGGUUUUCGGAAUUAACCCUCGGCCAAUCGCCGUGCUCGGAGGCACAGGUCCAGCCGGGACCACAGAGGAAGAAGUCAGUCCUCCGGCGGCUGCCUUUGAGGCGUGGCGCUCAGGAGCCGUGCUAGUCGGCCGACUCGCUGAAUAAUGCACUGAAUUCCCGGUCGGGGACCCGAGCCAAGCAGCGAUAUUUUGGCAGAUUGCUGUCCACAGCAUGAGUGGGUGGGGGAGGGUGCGUCAGACCUGUUUUCAUCAGCUCCUUUUUUUAGAGGGAAAUCUGGCACCCGGUCUAAGCUGCUGUUGCGUAGUUCAGUUGCAUAAGUCGCACUGAAUAGCAUAUUAAAAGGAGGUGGGGUGUUCAGCAUCCAGUGAUGACUUUGGCUCCGCCGUGACCUGCAGUUUGAUGUCGAAACAGGCCCUGACAUUGUUAUGUAGCAAACAGACACACGGAGUAGAAGUAACACGCACUCCUUUUACUGCUUGUGUAGUGCCUAGGAGACUGCCGUGAGCUGGACAGGGAUCUUUAUUGUGAUGUCACAGGACAACGUGAGACAGUUAUGUGGACUGGACAGGUGUCUUCAUUGUGAUGUCACAGGACAGUGUGAGACAGUGAUGUAGGGUGCCUGUCAGCAGGGGGUGCUGAAAGACAGACUAAACCUGAUUACCCCCGAGUAGGACACGCAUUCAUUGAUAGACACCUCUGUGAUUUUAGAUGCACUGAAAGCAGUGCCUUCAAACCCUUUACCUGCCCAAAGAUCAUCCUUACUUGUGUUGCAAUACUGCUUUUCAGCUUUCAAAAGAGAACUAGUUCCCUCGGAUUUCUUUUGUGCGGGUGCAUUAGCGUUCGCCUGGCCUCUGAAAUGCAUCACAUCUCAUAGGUUAUGGUCAGAGUUGGCGGUGUUGCAGCACAGCACGUGUCCGUACCCUCUGCACUUGAUAUUAGGACAAGGAUUUCAGAGACAGUGUUCGAACGAAGGAACGGAGAUGCAGUUUGUGCGUGACUUGCAUAGCCUCCUGAUUCUGUUGUUGGAGCCGCUCAGGAGAAAGCAGUCUGGUGUACAGGUAGCGUAGUGUGUUUGAGCGCACAGCUUAACUCUCUACUCACACAGUUUACGUCAUGGUUGCCUUUCAGGCCUUGUUAUGAGUAACCAUGGAAACUCGGUAUAUCCGUCAUACCCUUGCGGGAGCUCCCUCCCCCACAAGUCCCUGUUCACCCAAUCCCGUGAGGUUUUUCACCAGUCAGUCAGAAUAAACAAAGCAACUAGGCCACAUUCAGUCUGGUUAGGUCUACAUAAAGCCUGCAUGUAGUGAAACCAAGGUUACACACCUGUAUUUUUAUUAUUUUUUAUUUUUUUCAGGCAAAAUUGUUGUGCAAGUAUGUAUUUCCAUUUUAUGUGCGCAUAGAAUGGAAAUAUAUGAUAUCAAAUCUUGUGUGCCACGAUUCCUCAGGCCCAUACUAACUGUCCUUAAUUUCUCUCCUACAGCAGUACUGCUUUGCCAGUCCUGGCUGCGAUCUCUUAUGAGCAGCAGCUCGUCCUGUGCUUCUUUUCUGCCGGUUGAAGCCUGACUGCAGAAGGACCCUGGCACUGAAAGUGGGGCAAAACGCCGGACCCUAAGCAGCCGGCCCGGACGUACAUGGAUGUGAUGAGGGAGCAGCACCUCACCAAAGAGGAGAAAGAGAUCCGGCAGCAGCUGGCGGAGAAGGCCAAAGCGGGGGAGCUGAAGGUGGUGAACGGCUCCGCUGCCUCCCAGGCGGCCGCCGCCGCCGCAGCCGCCAAGCGCAAGCGCCGCUGGGACCAGACCGCCGACCAGACGCCCACCAGCGGCACGCCCAGCAGCGGCACGCCCAAGAAGGUCUCCAGCUGGGACCAGGCCGACGCCAGCGUCGAGACCCCAGGCCACACCCCAGGCCACACCCCCUCCAACAGUCGCUGGGACGAGACGCCCGGGCGGGCCAAGGGCAGCGAGACGCCGGGGGCCACGCCCAGCACGCGCAUGUGGGAGCCGACGCCCAGCCACACGCCCGCGGGCGCCGCCACCCCGGGCCGCGGGGACACGCCCGGCCACGCCACGCCCGGCCACGGGGGAGCCACCUCCAGCGUGCGCAAGAACCGCUGGGACGAGACGCCCAAGACGGAGCGAGAGACCCCGGGGCACGGCAGCGGCUGGGCUGAGACGCCCCGCACAGACAGGGGGGACGAGUCCGUGGGGGAGACCCCCACCCCCGGGGCCAGCAAGCGCAAGUCCCGCUGGGACGAGACCCCGGCCAGUCAGAUGGGCUCGUCCACCCCCCUGCUCACCCCGGGGAAGACCCCCAUCGGCACCCCCGCCAUGAACAUGGCCACGCCCACCCCAGGUCACCUGAUGAGCAUGACGCCCGAGCAGCUGCAGGCCUGGCGCUGGGAGCGGGAAAUCGACGAGCGGAACCGCCCGCUGACCGACGAGGAGCUGGACGCCAUGUUCCCCGAGGGCUACAAGGUGCUGCCCCCGCCCGCGGGAUACGUGCCCAUCCGCACCCCCGCCCGCAAGCUGACCGCCACCCCCACGCCCAUCGGGGGCAUGACCGGGUUCCACAUGCAGACGGAGGACCGCACCAUGAAGACCGUGAACGACCAGCCGUCCGGGAACCUGCCCUUCCUCAAGCCCGACGACAUCCAGUACUUCGACAAGCUGCUGGUGGAGGUGGACGAGUCCACUCUGAGCCCAGAGGAACAGAAGGAGCGCAAGAUCAUGAAACUGCUGCUGAAGAUCAAGAACGGCACGCCCCCCAUGAGGAAGGCUGCUCUGCGUCAGAUCACAGAUAAAGCCCGUGAGUUUGGGGCAGGUCCCCUCUUCAACCAGAUCCUGCCCCUGCUCAUGUCCCCCACGCUGGAGGACCAGGAGCGCCAUCUGCUGGUCAAAGUCAUCGACCGCAUCCUCUACAAGCUGGACGACCUGGUCCGACCCUACGUGCACAAGAUCCUGGUGGUGAUCGAGCCCUUGCUGAUUGAUGAGGAUUACUACGCCAGAGUGGAGGGCAGGGAGAUCAUCUCUAACCUGGCCAAGGCUGCCGGCCUGGCCACCAUGAUCUCCACCAUGAGGCCCGACAUCGACAACAUGGACGAGUACGUGAGGAACACCACGGCCCGCGCCUUCGCCGUGGUGGCGUCCGCGCUGGGCAUCCCCUCGCUGCUGCCCUUCCUCAAGGCCGUCUGCAAGAGCAAGAAGUCCUGGCAGGCGCGCCACACCGGCAUCAAGAUCGUGCAGCAGAUCGCCAUCCUCAUGGGCUGCGCCAUCCUGCCCCACCUGCGCAGCCUGGUGGAGAUCAUCGAGCACGGUCUGGUGGACGAGCAGCAGAAGGUGCGCACCAUCAGUGCCCUGGCCAUCGCUGCCCUGGCUGAGGCGGCCACGCCCUACGGUAUCGAGUCCUUCGACUCCGUGCUCAAGCCCCUGUGGAAGGGCAUCCGGCAGCACAGGGGAAAGGGUCUGGCAGCCUUCCUGAAGGCCAUUGGCUACCUGAUCCCCCUGAUGGACGCUGAAUACGCCAAUUACUACACCAGGGAGGUGAUGCUGAUCCUCAUCCGAGAGUUCCAGUCUCCUGAUGAGGAGAUGAAGAAGAUCGUGCUCAAGGUGGUGAAGCAGUGCUGUGGGACCGAUGGUGUGGAGGCCAACUACAUCAAGACCGAGAUCCUGCCCCCGUUCUUCAAGCACUUCUGGCAGCACCGGAUGGCUCUGGACCGUCGUAACUACAGACAGCUGGUGGACACCACGGUGGAGCUGGCCAAUAAGGUGGGGGCGGCGGAGAUCAUCUCGCGCAUCGUGGACGACCUGAAGGACGAGGCGGAGCAGUACCGCAAGAUGGUGAUGGAGACCAUCGAGAAGAUCAUGGGCAACCUGGGCGCGGCCGACAUCGACCACAAGCUGGAGGAGCAGCUGAUCGACGGCAUCCUGUACGCCUUCCAGGAGCAGACCACAGAGGACUCUGUGAUGCUGAACGGUUUCGGGACGGUGGUCAACGCCCUGGGGAAGCGGGUCAAGCCCUACCUGCCGCAGAUCUGCGGUACCGUCCUGUGGCGUCUCAACAACAAGUCCGCCAAAGUGCGCCAGCAGGCGGCCGACCUGAUCUCGCGCACCGCCGUGGUGAUGAAGACCUGCCAGGAGGAGAAGCUGAUGGGGCAUUUGGGUGUGGUGUUGUAUGAGUACCUGGGAGAGGAGUACCCUGAAGUUCUGGGGAGCAUCCUUGGAGCCCUGAAGGCCAUCGUCAACGUCAUCGGCAUGCACAAGAUGACCCCGCCCAUCAAGGACCUGCUGCCGCGUCUGACGCCCAUCCUGAAGAACAGGCACGAGAAGGUGCAGGAGAACUGCAUCGACCUGGUGGGCAGGAUCGCCGACAGGGGGGCGGAGUACGUGGGGGUGUUAACUCUGUUUUUUUUCGCGCAGGGGGGCGGAGUACGUGUCGGCCCGGGAGUGGAUGAGGAUCUGCUUCGAGCUGCUGGAGCUGCUGAAGGCUCACAAGAAGGCCAUCCGCCGAGCCACCGUCAACACCUUCGGCUACAUCGCCAAGGCCAUCGGGCCCCACGACGUGCUGGCCACGCUGCUGAACAACCUGAAGGUGCAGGAGCGGCAGAACCGCGUGUGCACCACGGUGGCCAUCGCCAUCGUGGCCGAGACCUGCUCGCCGUUCACCGUGCUGCCGGCGCUGAUGAACGAGUACCGGGUGCCGGAGCUGAACGUGCAGAACGGCGUGCUCAAGUCCCUCUCCUUCCUGUUCGAGUACAUCGGCGAGAUGGGCAAGGACUACAUCUACGCCGUCACGCCGCUGCUGGAGGACGCGCUCAUGGACAGGGACCUGGUGCACCGGCAGACGGCCAGCGCGGUGGUGCAGCACAUGUCCCUGGGCGUGUACGGCUUCGGGUGCGAGGACUCGCUCAACCACCUGCUGAACUACGUGUGGCCCAACGUGUUCGAGACCUCGCCCCACGUCAUCCAGGCCGUCAUGGGGGCGCUGGAGGGGCUCCGCGUGGCCAUCGGGCCCUGCCGAAUGCUGCAGUACUGCCUACAGGGCCUGUUCCACCCGGCGCGGAAGGUGCGGGACGUGUACUGGAAGAUCUACAACUCCAUCUACAUCGGGUCCCAGGACGCCCUGAUCGCCCACUACCCCCACGUCUACAACGACGAAAAGAACCCCUUCAUCCGCUACGAGCUGGAGUACUUCCUGUGAACACAAACCCCCCUCCCCGCUGUUCCCUUUCCAUUCCACAGAAGCCCCGCCCACUCUUCCGCGCACACUUAUUUUACUGUCCGCCUCGUCAUUGGCUGCACCUUUCUCAGCUCCGCCCCCCCCCCGUUCUCUGUCCCUCCCCCCCUUUUGGACGUUACUUGUUUUUUAUCGUUUAGUUGUGUGUGUGUGUCUGGUAGUGGAUGACCAGUCAGCCACAGUGGCACCAAAAAAAAAUGAAUCAUUUUUAAUAAAAGAGAAAAAAAGGAAAAAAAAUAAAUGGAACAACAUAGAGCCCGUAGGUGAAUUUUUUUUCUUUUUCUCCCUUUGUGAGAAAUCGCAGCAGAGCGUUAGCCGCAGUGCUAAGGAAAAGCUUCUAUCAGAAGGAUUCUGGGUAAACUUUAAUAUUAAUCGUCAUGGUUUCCUCGUAGUGGCACUUCAGCGCCUCUCUGCUGGGGCUUAUUCUCCAUUUUUGAUCUUGCGAAGUGUUUCCUUACUUGACAGAAUAAACACUUGUGUACAAUA
Anguilla rostrata (American eel) is the source of this 6075-nucleotide messenger RNA. It is a transcript of the gene sf3b1, whose product is annotated as splicing factor 3b, subunit 1. Lineage: Eukaryota; Metazoa; Chordata; Actinopteri; Anguilliformes; Anguillidae. The record is from RefSeq and is a predicted model, not a curated record. Gene Ontology annotation, molecular function: mRNA binding. Bases 1989 to 5729 code for a protein of 1246 amino acids. Gene Ontology annotation, biological process: spliceosomal complex assembly. The transcript is spliced from 23 exons. Gene Ontology annotation, cellular component: U2-type prespliceosome; U12-type spliceosomal complex; U2 snRNP.